This is a messenger RNA of Kalmanozyma brasiliensis GHG001, 2988 nucleotides long. RefSeq names its product Eisosome component PIL1/LSP1. Gene Ontology annotation, biological process: L-phenylalanine biosynthetic process. Gene Ontology annotation, molecular function: prephenate dehydratase activity. Lineage: Eukaryota; Fungi; Basidiomycota; Ustilaginomycetes; Ustilaginales. Bases 1 to 2988 code for a protein of 995 amino acids. The transcript has a single exon. The record is from RefSeq and is a predicted model, not a curated record. Gene Ontology annotation, cellular component: cytoplasm.
AUGACGUCGUUCUUCGCAAAGGCAAGAGAGCGUGCUGAAGCGGCUGCUCAGCAACUGCAGGCGCACCACGCCGCCUCUUCCGCCGGCCAAGCAGGCGACGCCUCUGUUUCAAGCGAUGCCGCCAAUCCCUCGGGCUCCACUAGCGGCUCCGGCUUCACCUACAAGGGCUCCAUGCCUCAUCUCUUCCGCCAAGGUCUCGCCUCGGUCGACCCUCGUUACGAGUCUACGCGUCAGUUCCACCUGCUCAGCCAGGCCAUCAAGGGCUUCAACAUCGAUCACGAAGCAGCGGGUCGCGAAGCCAAGAGCCUCGCCAAGGCCACUUUCGUGUGGGGACAGCAUCACCUCCCCGAGAAGCGGGACGACAGCGGUGGAGACGAGAUGCUGGUUGACGUCGCUGACCGUCUCGCGUACGUCUGGCACGAGAUCGGCCAGCUCGAAACGGCUCACGGCCAGCGAUCCGAACAAGCACGCAGCCGCCUCAAGCGCUUUGAAAAGGCCGAGAUGGAGCUUGGACAACGAAGAGCGAAUCGCAGCAAACUCAAGAAGGAGCUCCAUGCUCUCAUGCCCGAGCGCGCUAUCGCAGCAGGAAGCGCGCGCAUUCAAGAGGCAGAGGCUCGCCUGCGUGACCUGAUCAGCGAUGACCAAGCCGACGAAGAAUACCUCAGCCGCGUCAAGCGCGAGAGCGUCCAGGAUGGAUACGCUGCCAUGUUUGACAGUCUCAUCGAGCUCGGCGAGAAGAUGGCUCUCGUUGCACGAUACGGCAAGUUGCUUACCACUACCAUCUCCACCGAGAAAUCGCCCUUCCCUGCCACCGUCAAGCCAAGAGGGGAGAGCAUCCCGCUCUGGGAGGGCGCAUCCAAAACCGCCGAGGUGCGUGCGGCUCUCGCCUCGGCGCUCUCGACCUUCAAACCUGAUCUGUCCCUUCCCGAUCUACCGGCGGAAUCGGCGCUUUCGGCCACCACAAGCCUGGGCCGCGCCGACACGGUAUCGUACGCCGUCUCGCACAAGUCAGAGCUUCAGGAUGAACAGGUGCCAAGCGCUACUCCUAUCUCGCAACGAAGACCUAGCAUUUCGUCUGAGCGGAGCGACCUCCUUCAGCCAGGUACAGCAGCGACGCAGACCAGCAGCAGUGGAUCGAGUCAGAAGCUCAAUCUCAGUCCCACCGCCUUGCCCGCUCCGCUGCUUCCGCCACGUCCACAGCGCAGCCCCUCGGCCACCACUGUCGACACGCUGCGUUCGCCGACCACCAACCCUUUCGCUGAUCCGGCUGCAUUGCCGGCAGUCGCUGGUGGCUCUGCUGCGCAAGACGAGGAGCCCCUCUCGCCUCCCGGCCCUCCUGGUCCUACGGUGGCGGAGACGGGCGUCGUUCCGACAGGACCCGGUGGACCCAAGUCAGGCACACUCCGACCGCGUCGGUCGUCGGCGAGUCAACGAUCAGCCUCCAUCUCUGCCGGCGCUGUGGCUUAUCUGGGCCCCACAGGCACCUACAGCCACCAAGCGGCUCUCAAGGUGUUCGGCGAAGCUGGCACCAAUCUGAUCCCGAUGCAGAGCAUCACUGGUGCCAUUGACUUUGUUCGCCGAGGCACUCCAGGCAACGCCAAGAUCGCAAUUGUGCCUGUGGAGAACAGCACUUUUGGGCCGGUCCGCGAGACCUUCGACAAAUUUCUGGGCAUCAGCAACGGCGAUCGCCAUGCGUUCAAGCCUGCAGAUGGCGCACAGCUGCACAUCGUCGGGGAAGCUUGCCUGUCGGUCGAUCACGCCCUGCUUUGUGGACCAAAGACCUACCAUCACUUGCUGCAGCUGCAAGGCGACACGGAUCCCAACGCAUCGAUCCGCGACGACACGCUCUCGAACAUCACCAAUGUCAUCUCACACGAGCAAGCGCUGGGUCAAUGCUCACACUACCUCACUCGCUACUUGCCGCAGGCCAAGAAGAAGGCGGUGGAAUCCACAGCCGCGGCUGCUGUUACGGCGCUUGAGUUCGAGGCUGGCACUGCGCCCGGCAGGUCGUCGGCCUCCGUCGACCACGCACACGAGUCGCUGGGCUUCUCAUCCAACUCGCUUGUAGCGGCGGUAGGGGCUGAGGCAGCUGUCACUACCAUUGGCGUCCGUGUGCUGCGCUCCAAGAUUCAGGAUGUCAAGGACAACCGAACUCGAUUCCUCAUCUUGGCAAGCGAGCCUCUUGAAGGCUUGCUGGCUGUCAACGCUCUGCCUCCGUCGAUCACGCAACUCUACAGCCUGCCAUCGCCAGCAGGUAAGACGGGUAGGUCGCUGCUGAGCGUCAGUGAUGCUUUGACCUCUGAUCUGACUGCCGAGGCAGGCAGCUACAGCGGGCAAGCGAGCACGCUGGACCGAGUGGUGUCGCAGCUUCAGCGGCUGGAGGCUGUCUCUAUGCGCAAGAUGGAUCGCCGGCCGGCAUCCAUGGUGGACGCGCCCGUUGCGGGGAGCAGCGUCUGGCGAAGCAACUACUUGAUCGAGUUGCAAUACCCAGCCGACCACGCUUCUGUCGCCGAAGGCAGCAUCCGUCAGGUUGUCGCUGAGCUGUCCUCCGGCCCCAUUGCGACGUCCUCUGUCGGAAGCUCGGCACCGGUGUCUUACCUGGGCAGCUGGCUCGUCGAUGCCACGACAUUGAGCGGUGGAGCAGCUUCGAGUGUCGCAGCUGGUAAAGCGACUCAAGUGCUCCCUGCAUCGGGUUCCGGGCUGCCUACGACGACACUGCCCGCGUCGUUCAACCUGAGCGAAAGGGAGCCAAAAGAGUUGGAAGCGCAGCGGGAGGCCGCCGAGGUGCAGAGGCACGCGGAGCAAGCACGUCUCAGCCGCCAACAGCAGCAAGCGGAGUUGUACGGAGUUGAAGCACAGCCGUCUGCAUCUGUGGCCGGCGGAAGUGGAACGCAGCGAUUGUCUGGCUUGCAGGAGGUGGAAGGCGAGCAACGAUUGACCGAAGAAGAAGGACUGCCUGCGUAUCAGCCGCUGGACCCGCGUUCCUGA